AUGUCUACUUCUAACAUUCCAACUCAUGACCCUGCUUAUGACCCUAAUAAUGAAAUUUACGACCCUAAUAGUGAAACUUAUGACUCUAAUGAUGAAAAUCAAGUCUCUAACAAUGAAACUCCCUGGUGUUCCUCUUGCAAAAAGUUCAAACCAGUUAUUGAAUUUAUGAGAUCCAGUGGAAGAA
This is a messenger RNA of Dentiscutata erythropus, 184 nucleotides long. NCBI's taxonomy places the organism in Eukaryota, Fungi, Glomeromycota, Glomeromycetes, Diversisporales, Gigasporaceae. The record is from the annotation of a GenBank genome assembly.